Meloidogyne enterolobii is the source of this 424-nucleotide messenger RNA. Lineage: Eukaryota; Metazoa; Nematoda; Chromadorea; Rhabditida; Meloidogynidae. The record is from the annotation of a GenBank genome assembly.
UUUGACCUGCAGCUUAUUUUUGUUUUAAAGUUUUUAAUGUUUUCUAAUUUAAAUCUUAAUGAUCUUGUGAAUAUUUCCCGAUUAAGUGGAAAAUUUUCUGCUUCAGAAUUGGAAGAAUUAGAUGCUCAUAUAAAUGAAGACAAAAAAUUAGAUGAAAUUCGUAAACUUUUGACAGAAAAACUUGAAAAUGCAAAAAAGAGAAUCAACCAGCUGGGAUGGACGAAAAUUAAUUCAACACAAAAAUCUGAACUUCUUUUUGAUAUACAAGAAAUUUUGUACGAAAUGCAAUUGGUUGAGCAUGCAGCUAAAACUCCAAUUCUGCAUUUUGCAAAAAUUAUUUUUUCUGCAAAUCCCUCGCGUUGUAUUUGUCGUGAAACUAGUCCAGCCAAGUCAAAGCCGCCCAAAAGGAGAAGAAAUGAAUUAG